Messenger RNA from Strongylocentrotus purpuratus (purple sea urchin), 2681 nucleotides. RefSeq lists its product as uncharacterized. Bases 213 to 815 code for a protein of 200 amino acids. The record is from RefSeq and is a predicted model, not a curated record. NCBI's taxonomy places the organism in Eukaryota, Metazoa, Echinodermata, Echinoidea, Camarodonta, Strongylocentrotidae. The transcript is spliced from 3 exons.
GCUUGGAUUGCGAGCCUUGACGGAUUCAUGAUCGAGAUUACGGGGAUUCCCCGUUCCGAUAUCAUGCGUCUUGCGUGGUCUCGUGACUCUUACUCAAUGUUCAGUGUGUUAACCCGUGUAGCUUACGAAUAUUGUUUUGUGGUGCUCAAUCAUUGUCAGAGGGAACGAUGAUCUCUUCAACAUUAAUAUCGUAGCUCAUAUACGAACAUUAAAUGGGUUCUUCGGGGGAUGAAUCCACUCCGCUAAUCCCCAUAUGUGAAGCAACACGAAAGGGAGUGAAUGUCGUGGUAUGUAGCUGUAGUCGCCCUGAUAACGUGGAGGGGAUCAUGCUGCUCAUCAAUGCAAACAUGGCGGAUGUCGUCAAAACUGUGAGGUUUCAGGCUCUCCCUUACAACAUCAGAGACAUGGAUGCGUUUAAUUUCAGUGGGAUAGAUGUUCUACUUCUAUGUCAUUCUAUAGAGAACAGGCGAUUCUCACUUACCAACGUUACUGAUGCUCUCUAUGAUGGUUUCUUACCAAAGGCCAGAAUGUAUUUAGGGAAGAGCAAAGUAGGAGUGAUAGCACACGACUUCCCCGAUGAUGCACUCUUAUCGGAUGAAAUGGCUUCCAAGAUGGAAAUAUUUCGCGGUACCCAGGAGAGGACAUUCGCCAAUUCAUCUCUGGUGUUGAUCGGGGGUCAGCUCACGCGAACCCCGGUGGGACUAACAAAUGAUCAAAUCAAUAAAAUCAAAUGGUUCUUUCAUGAAGCCUCAUCGCCGACGAUAGGAGAAUGCUUGCGAGUUUGUCUCCAUUCGUGCUUUACUUGUUGCUGUUAGAUGUCAUUUGGUGGGAGAAAGAGAAGAAUCCUUUGGGAAUGUUGAAUAAUGAUCACAUCCACCGAGAUUAUUUAAUUAUUUCUUUUCUGCAUGGCUCCAUCAUUUUACACCAUAUUUCAUGUUUGUUUCAAAAAUCAUUAUUUUGCAAUAACGGAAACUCAUUGUGUUCAAUUGAAUUCAAUUGAAUUCAUUUCAUUUGUUGUCAAAUUCCAACAUCAAUUAAAACAAUGUGUAAAAACAGUCAAUGGGCAAUAAAAUCAUUUUAAAAACUAUGAAAUUUCAAUCAAACGACUAAGAAGAUAAAGAACACAACAAGUAUAGCAUUCAAUGAGAAACAAGGCAAAGAAAGGGGAAAAGUAGACCAUUUAAUACGCAAUUCAGUAUUGACAGACAACAUAACAAAACAUAUUAAGUGGAUAAGUGGAAAAUGGUGGACACAAGUUUGUGGCUUGUUAGAGUGUGUAAACCUAUUUUAGUAUUUGUUUUUACAUUAUUAUUAUAAAAUUUAGAGAUCGGUAUAUAUUUGGUAUACAUAAAACAAAAUACAUGAGAACAUGAGAACAUAAACAUAAAAAAAGAUAUAAGAGCAUCGAACCGUAUGGUAUGGUUCCACAGGAUAGUUUAAGAAGACAUAUUUAACAAAUUAAAAGUAAUCAAUAGGAACAAAUUAAACGUUUCUUAUAUUGCCUCCUGAAUGUGCUAUUAAAUGAAAUAUCGAUUUGGUUACAAUUUACAUUUUUCCGAAGAACUGGACCCAAAUAUCUCGGAGAGUAUUUUGAAUAAUCAGUGUUGGCUAACGUGUGAUAUAAUCAACUUCAAUAAUCAUGCAGCUUCAAUAAUCAAUAAGGAUUACAUAAACUUCUGAAGUGGUUCUUGAACCCGGGUAAAAUUCCUUUUCUGACUAUAUGCGUUUUGAGAAGAAAAAAGUAUAUAUGAUUAUAAUAUGAUUAGAAUUUAUUAUGAAUGUGAUUAGAGGUAGGGAUAUAUACGGUAUAUUCAGGGAUGCAAGAUCCGGAUCCUGUUCAUGAAUCUAUGAGGGCAAUACCGCAUGAUUUUGUUAACGAUGUACUUCCUCAAGACUAUGAAUCUAUGAUAAUAUCGUUGUUAAUAGUAUUCGCAAUUGUAACAAUUCUAUAUCUAUAAUUUAUUUCAAGUGCAGAAGUCUAAAGAAAAACUUUGACAAUUUUAUAUGUACUCUAUCAUUUAUUUCCCUCAUCCCGUUUCUAUCUUUGAAUUAUGUGAAACUUGACUCACUGAAUAGAAAGCAUAUUUUUAAACCUUGGUUUACCUUUGAACUAAAGAAACUAUGUAGAAAGAAAACUUAUGUAUCGGAAAUACAUCAAAAAUCCAAGCACCUACCGGAAAUCCGUCAAUACUGCAAUCGGAGAUCAGGUGAUUUGUGCUACAUGGGAUUAUUUAUGUCGAUGACACAAACUUGUUUCUAUAAGAAAAAAAUAUUACAUAUUUAUAAAACACCUUGAAUUCGGAAUUAUUAAAGAUUCUGAUUGGUUUGUAUCUAACAAAUUGAAAUAAAUCUUAUCAAGAAAUUCAUGACAUGUUGCAUGUUGUACAGCUCUAUUAUCACACACUAUUCCCUUUGUAAGUCGGUUAAAAGUUCAGGAUAUACACAAAUUGCAAAAAUCAAAUUUAUGUUUUCGUACUUUCACAAUUUGUUGUCUAAGUUUUUAGAUGUUUAUUCAUGAAAGUCGUCCGUUUGUCCAUACUCUACCAGACAGUCCUGUCAGAUUCGCAUUCCUACAUUUAAGUGUGAAUUUUCUCGUACCACACUCACAUUUAGUGGUCCCAAAAUAUGGAACUGUCUGGAGUCUGAAAUAAACAGUUGCCCUUCUUCUUCGAGUUCCAAAA